Molecule: messenger RNA, 4598 nt
Organism: Bursaphelenchus xylophilus (pine wood nematode)
Lineage: Eukaryota; Metazoa; Nematoda; Chromadorea; Rhabditida; Aphelenchoididae
Source: the annotation of a GenBank genome assembly
AUGGGGAGGGUUGUCGUGGUGUUGUUUGUGCUGCCUAGUCUUCUCGCACUCGCUGACAUGGACUCGGAGGAAUUUUUAUACAUCAAAGCUCGUAAACGUAAGGUGUUUCAAUUUGUGUUUUUUGAUUUUUAGACCCUGUGAGGAUGGUGUGUAUUAGAAUUAUGUGUGGUUUUGGCUUUAGGCGUCUUUUUGAAGCUGUAGUUUGAAGUUUCUUUCUGGUCUUUGAAAAAGCAAUUUCUCAUGAGAAAGGUUGUUUGUGCUGUUUGAUUCUCUUAUUAUUAAUGUUGUUUUUUACCGAAUUUGAAGGUUUUAUAAAAUUUAAAUUGGUUAUAAGAGUCGAAUAUUUCUAUUUGCGAUCCUUUCGGAUAUUGUUUUAAAUGAAACGUUUCAAAGCCUUAGAUUUUUUAUAACCGCGGGUCUUAAUCGAUCUGAUUUUCAUAAAGGUUUCUUCCUUGAGUUUGCUGAUAAUGUCACAUAUUUACUGCGUUGUUUUUAGACCUAAAAUUUAAUGAUUAUUUUGCCGAUUACUAGAUAGUUUAUUGGUUCUUUUAUAAAUUUAUUUUAAAAGGAAGAUGAGAAAAUUCUGUUGUUGCCGUCCAACCUGGGUCUUUUAAUUAGCUACGGAUGGUUUGAUCAGACUAUUAGGUGUAACUCCCAAUCAAGUGUUUAGGGAAAAUUUUAUUUCACGUUACAAAAACAUCUGAAAAGUCACGUUUUUGUCAGAGUUAAACGACUAGACAAUGUUUAAGAGCACGAAGAAUUGCCUUCUGGUAUAUAAAGGUGAUUUUCUGAUUCGAAAAUGUGUUCAAAGGGGGAAUAAACAGAACGAAAAGUUUUGCUGAUUUUCCUCUGGCACGACUUUAUGGUUUGGUAUCUGCUAAUGGUUAGCCAACGGGUUGCUUUGGUUUAAAAAUAUUCAAAAUGGCUCUAAAGGGAUUGGAAACUCCAUCUCAGUUAGAAGAUGUAACUAUCAAUUAAACUACAGUGGGGGACCUGAUGCAAUGACAAAAAACGUACCAUUUCGCAUCCGCGAAGUAUCAAAAAUAUGGCAAAAUGCUUCCCUCUCCAAGUGAAAAAACUCCGAUUUGAAGGGCUCUCAAAAAAGCGAGCGGAUGGGCUUUUGAAAUCGGAGUUUUUUCUCUUGGAGAGGGACGUAUUCAGCCACAUUUUUGAUACUUCCCGGAUGCAAAAUGGUACGUUUUUUGCCACUGGAUCAGGUCUGUCACUGUACUGUACAUAGAUUUUGGGUCGUCUAGCUUUUGGGCUGACCAUUUGCAUGAGUUUACCAGUCGUAAAUUCGACCUACCCGAAGUGAAAUUCCAGCUGAUUUUGCGUUAGAUCUUUCUUGUCUUUGUAAGGAAAUUUAUCCAACUCUUUGUCUAACAAGGGAAGUACCCCAAGUGCGACGCUCAGAUUUUCUUUAAAUUUUGCACACACGUCGGGAAUAGACUAAAUAUCAAUUCUUGCAAGUUUUAGCUCGCGCUUUGCAGGCGCCGCCGAGAUAUCGAACGAUUUAUGCCGCCGAGAGAGCACGCUAAACGUGGAGAGCGGUCAAAGAGAAAAACGCUUUUUGGCCAUAACUUUGGCAGUUUCCAGCGGAAAAAUUUGAUUUUUUGAAGAAACAUUAUCCUUUACGGUAGAAAUAGGCAUGAAACUUUUCGUGCCGAAAUUCGACAAAAAGUCCAAAAUUUUCGCCGACUUUCGAUCUAAAAAUCUCGGUUGUUUCUGCAAAGCGCGAGCCAGGAUUCUCGCAUAUAUUUUUUAAAAAAUUAUUCUAAAUUUGUUUCAUCAAAAUCUGAGCGUCGCACUUGGGGUACUUCCCCUGUAAAUUGUCUUUUUAGAUAAUAAAACGUCAUUGCUUUGUCUAACAGCUUCUGUUUUUCUAGCCCAAUGCUACUGCCCACCCAUUCAUCUAUUGCCGGUCUGCUCCGAUCACUCCUGUCCAACCACUUCCAUCCAACAUCAUCCCAAUCUAAAGCAAGUCUGCUCUGAUCGUCGUCUCACCUGCAAGUCUAAGUCCACAGAAUAUGUCCGGAUUGUGGCCCUCUUUCCCAAUAGACCCGUCUAUCUAACCCGAUGGACAUUACACUCCACUUUUGUGGAUAUCCAUUGUAUUCGCGGCGGAUUUUUCAAUGAUAAUAUGUUUAGCCUCAAAGGCGCCAAAUUCGAAUGUCUAACAGGAGAUCUCAACGACUUAUUUGGUAAAUAAAUGUUGUAUAUAUUGUAAAUUACAUCUUUUUUAUUGUUGAUGGUAAUUUUCCCCUCAUUUCGAGCUACUUUGCUGCUUUUGUUUUGUGAUUUUGAUUUCGAUAUCCGAAUUGAAAACAGUUUUACUGCUGUAUUUCCUCGUUUGUAAUGAACUCCGAAGAAAGUCGCUAAUUUUUUCCGACUCCUUCUCAAAAAUCAGCCUAAUUCAACGUGACUUUAUUUGAAGAAUGCUGUAAAACGAACGGUUAAUUAAUUCAACUCCCUUGUUUAAAUUUGAGCCCAACCUUUUGUGUCCGCUUCUGUCUUUCCAAAAUUUUGGGGGUGUUUCUUUUGACCAUAAAAAUCGAUCUGAAUUUAAUGAAAAGGAGGGGUCCGUUCGGUUUUAGUCUGAAUAUUAUCAGUUUAAAUUUAUUUUCCGCGUUAUUUGGGCAUCUUAUCAACGCGUAUAAGCGAAAAUUUUGGUUUAGAAUGUGUAUUUCAGCGGAAGUUGCGGUAUAAUGGGUUGGUUUGAAGUCUUUACCCUGUGGCUAUCCCUCUACUCGAUCUCCUUUACAUUCCUCCCAUUGUUUGUGGUACUGGAUUGGAAACGAAGAGGGAGUGCGGAUGGUUUCUCAUCGAUUAAUUAUGUCCUACCGUUACUUACGUGAGUUUGUUUUUUUAGGAAUGCACAUGAAGAUAUAGCCUGGGAAAUAAGGGAAAAAAUUGAAAAAUCAGACAGUGUAGGGGCUAAGCCAACUCGUGUUUGAGGCUCUGUCCUAUUGUUGCUGUAUUUUAAUCGGAAGGUUGUCAAUCGAUGAAAUGGAUCAUUGGGAAAAAGACGAUUGCUAAUAAGGGAUGUCCGGAAAAUAAAACGGCCUCUUUUGUUUGUUUUUCCUUGUCGUCUCAAUUGCCAGCCCACAAACACUCUUUUUUGCUAAUUUUCGGCUAGUCGAGAUCUCAGUGGGCUCAGCCAGCAUAUUAAAAGUUUAUUAGCCUCGGAGGACCCGGCAAGAAGGUCAUAAGUCGUAGAAGAUCCGAACCGGGUUAGCAAGUCUCCAUCGGGGCUCAUGUGUUUUCAUGCGGCUGGCUGACCCAAUUGAGGAAAUGCUGUGCCGAAAAUUAGCAAAAAAAGUCUGCAGUGAGGGACCUGAUCCAGUAGCAAAAAGCGUAUCAUUUUGAAUCCGGGAAGCAUCAAAAAUGUGGCAAAAUGCUACCCUGUCCCAGUGAAAAAGCUUCCGUUUGAAGGGCGCGCUUUUGAAAUCGGAAUUUUUUCACUUGGAAAGGGAAGCAUUUUGCCACAUUUUUGAUACUUCCCGGAUGCAAAAUGGUACGUCUUUUCCACUGGAUCAGGCCCCAGUGUAUUUAGGGGUGGCAAUUGAAUCGACAAGGAAGAACAAACAAAAGAAGCUGUUUUAUUUUCCGGCAUCCUUUAGCAAUCGUCCUUUCCUAAUAAAGUUAAAUGCGGCCUAGAUUUGUCUAAUAUGCGAUUCAAGUCCUCUUAAAAAAUGACCUGUUUGUAUUACAGUAUGUGCUGCUGGUAUCGACACGGUUUGAUGACCAACGACAAUGUAAAUAUCUACCUGAACUUGGUGAAUUUGGUCGUCUUCUCUUUCUACACAUUGGCGUUUGCCUAUUAUCAGCCAAUUAGAGUGCGUUUUAAAAGAUUGUACUUCCAUAUAUUUCGCAACGAUUUUGAUGCUUUUUUUGUAGAAAUACCUCUAUAUCCAAGUGAUUUCCUUGGUGUUCACGAUUUACUCCAUCAUCCAGUAUGUUGAUGGUCAUCAGGAACAUGAAAAGCCAGAUGUUAUGGCUUCAGUAGCGGCCGCAACUCAAAUUAUCAGUUUGUUUGGUGGUGUUAACGAUAUCGUAAGUUUUUUUGAGCGAAGCAAGCUUUGGUUUUAUCUAAAUGCUGUUAAUUCUUUUUAAUUUUAGAUCCGAGCCAUCUCCUUGAAGACCACCGAAUACAUUCCAGCUUCAAUUCAGUUUGGUAUCUUUGCGUUGACCCUGCAAUGGACUUUCUACGGGAUCGCAGUGCAAAAUUAUUACAUUGCAGUAGGUUUUUUGUUAAAAAUGAAAUUUUUAGAACUUAAAUUGCCUAAAAAUAUGUCAUUGCGAAAUGGUGAUUUUUGGUUCGUACAAACACAUUAUUUUUGCAAAUUUUGUUGCAUUAUUUUCCAAGUUAUUCGCAAAAUACCCCUUUCAGGCCUCAUUGGCCUACCCUGCAUAGUUGUUUGUUGUAAUUUCAACGAAUUUUUAGCGAAAAUUCUAAUUGAUUUCUUCAUUUUCAGGCCGCGAAUGUGGCUGGUCUACUGGUGAAUGUGGUCACGCUCGGCCUCUACUUUGUCUACCCACCGAAAACGUGGGUGGUCCCACUAUUUGGCGUCGGUGGAACUGGCAAAAAACGGGACUAA